This is a messenger RNA of Cryptotermes secundus, 1359 nucleotides long. Its product is annotated as glyceraldehyde-3-phosphate dehydrogenase. NCBI's taxonomy places the organism in Eukaryota, Metazoa, Arthropoda, Insecta, Blattodea, Kalotermitidae. The transcript has 8 exons. The coding region runs from base 123 to 1121 and encodes 332 amino acids. Gene Ontology annotation, biological process: glucose metabolic process. Gene Ontology annotation, molecular function: NAD binding; oxidoreductase activity, acting on the aldehyde or oxo group of donors, NAD or NADP as acceptor; NADP binding. The record is from RefSeq and is a predicted model, not a curated record.
GUUUUAUAAUGACGCAGACCUCCUUUUGCCCUUGAUCAACGAGAGGAUCAGAGGGAGUAGCAGUGUGUGUAGGUUGGAGAGUUCAACGGCUUUAUUUCAUUCUGUGUGGCAUUUAAUACAUCAUGUCUAAAAUUGGAAUCAACGGAUUUGGCCGUAUUGGUCGCCUUGUUUUGAGGGCAGCCCUUGAAAAGGGAGGUCAAGUUGUUGCCAUCAAUGAUCCAUUCAUUGGAUUGGACUACAUGGUUUACAUGUUCAAGUAUGAUUCCACUCACGGUCGCUUCAAGGGUGAAGUUAAGGCUGAAGGGGAUAAGUUGGUUGUGAAUGGUCAGAAGAUUUCUGUUUUUUCGGAGAGAGACCCCAAGACCAUUCCAUGGGGCAAGGCUGGUGCCGAGUAUGUUGUAGAAUCUACUGGCGUGUUCACAACUAUUGAAAAGGCUUCUGCACAUUUGGAAGGUGGUGCAAAGAAAGUAAUUAUUUCUGCCCCCAGCGCAGAUGCCCCCAUGUUUGUUGUUGGUGUGAACCUUGAAUCAUAUGACCCAUCACUGAAAGUUAUCUCCAAUGCUUCUUGCACAACAAACUGCUUGGCACCCCUUGCCAAAGUCAUCAAUGACAACUUUGAAAUCGUUGAAGGACUUAUGACUACAGUUCAUGCAGUCACUGCAACACAGAAGACUGUAGAUGGUCCUUCAGGAAAGCUAUGGCGUGAUGGCCGCGGUGCAAACCAGAACAUCAUCCCAGCUUCAACUGGUGCAGCCAAGGCUGUAGGCAAAGUCAUUCCUUCUCUCAACGGAAAGCUGACUGGCAUGGCGUUCCGUGUCCCAGUUCCCAAUGUUUCUGUUGUAGAUCUGACAGUAAGGCUGGGCAAGGCAGCAACGUAUGAUGAAAUCAAGGCCAAAGUUAAGGAGGCAGCAGCAGGACCAUUGAAAGGAAUCCUGGACUACACCGAAGAUGACGUUGUGUCAUCAGACUUUAUUGGUGAUACCCAUUCCUCCAUCUUUGAUGCAAAGGCUGGAAUUCCUCUCAACAACAACUUUGUCAAACUCAUUUCAUGGUAUGAUAAUGAGUAUGGCUAUUCUUCUAGGGUCAUUGACCUCAUUAAGUAUAUACAGACAAAGGAUUAAAUAUUGCAUUAGUAGCAGGCAGGACAUCUGCCUCCCAGGUUGUUUAGCAGAAGUUUUCUGUUCCCAGCAUGAUUCAGUGUCUUACUAUACCAUUAUUUAUUGUAGCUGAUGAACAUGCUAGUCUGUAUCAUCCAGAGACUAUAAUUUUAAAUUGAAAAGAACAAACAUGGCCCAAGGCACUGAGAAUAACAUUAACACUACUGUGUGCAGUACAAUAAAAUUGAUGUGCAGAAUGACA